GUCUGUCUUCCUAGCAUCACGGCGCACCAACUGCCAGGGAGCUUGAUACAAUCUGGUAUUCUACCGCGACUGGCGAGAGAUUGAUCUGUGAAAUUGUCGUGCGAACCUUGCUGCUCGCAUCAAUCAGAGCGGCAUUUGAUCUGGUCUGGUGAAAUCUCAGUCUAGUUGAGAUGGCGUCCGUCGCAGCGUUGUCGACCUCCGUGGCUGCUGCCGCCGCAUCCACCAGCGCUGUGGCCUCGUCCACGACGAGGUCGACCCAGAGAGUGUCGGCGUCGUUGUCACUCAGGAGGAGCCUCGUGCAUGGCAACAAGGUGGUGUUGACCGCAAGGAAAGCAGAGUCCAAGAAGUUCAAUCCUCUGCGCGUCAGGGCUACCGCCGACAGCGACAGCUCUGCUCAAAUCCAAGAAUUCGUCGAAGACCUCAAGGCCAAGUGGGACCAGACUGAGAACAAAACCACCGUCGUAGUUUACGCCGGAGGUGCCCUUGUGGCUUUAUGGUUCUCCUCCACCAUCGUAGGAGCCAUCAACUCCGUCCCACUGCUGCCCAAGAUCAUGGAACUCAUUGGGCUCGGCUACACUGGAUGGUUUGUGUACCGAUACUUGCUGUUCAAAUCUAGCCGUAAGGAACUCGUUGAAGACAUUGAGGAGCUGAAGAGUAAGAUCUCAGGUGCUGCUGACGAAGUUGCGAGCGGCAAGUAAAUGGCGUUGCACUCACUCCAUGCUAUGCAGCGUGCCACAAUUCCUUUUGUGAAUGUAUGUACUCGUCGAUUGGCACGAGCUCUGAAAUACAGGAUCUGAGCCGCCUAUUUUUUGACUUGCAUGAUGAACUCUCUCUUCGUAGAAUUGGUUGGUGAUCGAAACUUUGCAUGCAACCAGGCACGCACGGUCUAGGGAUCUAAUCAGAGUUGAACAGUGUAGCAGAGUUUUGUGUUGACGAGCACCUCGUGAGUGUAUUAGCAUUAAGAUGUGUGAACUUUGUGGUUUUCACUGCAAGUUUCCUCGAUCAUGGAAUAUCCACUUUAAUCUGGCAUGGCAAUUUAUAUUA
Messenger RNA from Physcomitrium patens, 1044 nucleotides. Its product is annotated as protein CURVATURE THYLAKOID 1A, chloroplastic. Lineage: Eukaryota; Viridiplantae; Streptophyta; Bryopsida; Funariales; Funariaceae. The record is from RefSeq and is a predicted model, not a curated record. Gene Ontology annotation, cellular component: thylakoid; chloroplast thylakoid membrane.